AAGAGAGGCGGAUCUAGGCAUUUCACGAAAUAGAAAAGACUGCCGCCAGAGCCAGCAGAGCACAGCAGAACAGGGGAUAGUAGACACUGAGCUAAUACCCCCUCAUACCCACUUCUCGUAUAGACCUGCAGGGAAGCGUCACAGCUUCUCCAGACAACCACGCCGGGAUAUUUUUGCUCUCCGUUACUAGGCACAAUAAAAGCUCCUUCGAUCAUAUGCCAGCAAUGCCCAACGCCAGACUGUCCGAACUGGGUGCACGGGUGCCGCAACAAGCUUUUCCUGGCAACAUGGAUUGCCACGAGUGUCCUCGGCUGGAAUCUGUAGAAUGAAGGUUUUUGAGAGACGUAGAGCGCAGAGAUGUCGGUGCCUUUACUCAAGAUUGGGGUUGUGCUUAGCACAAUGGCUAUGAUCACCAACUGGAUGUCGCAGACGCUGCCCUCCUUGGUGGGACUGAACACCACCAAGCUCGCGGCAGCACCUGGAGGGAUACCAGAUCGGAGCACCGGAGUGCUGCCUGCAAACCCAGAGGAAUCCUGGCAGGUGUACAGCUCAGCCCAGGACAGUGAGGGUAGAUGUAUCUGCACAGUGGUCGCACCCCAGCAAGCCAUGUGCUCACGAGACGCCAGGACCAAACAGCUGCGGCAGCUGCUGGAAAAAGUCCAGAACAUGACACAGUCCAUCCAGGUUCUGGACCAGCGGACCCAGAGGGACCUACAGUAUGUGGAGAAGAUGGAAAUUCAACUGCGCGGUCUGGAGACCAAGUUCCGACAGGUGGAGGAAAACCAUAAGCAGAACAUUGCCAAACAAUACAAGGCAAUAAAAGCGAAAAUGGAGGAACUUAGGCCAUUGAUACCAGUGUUGGAGGAGUACAAAGCCGAUGCAAAAUUGGUAUUGCAGUUUAAAGAGGAAGUCCAGAAUCUGACGUCAGUUCUAAACGAACUUCAGGAGGAGAUGGGAGCCUAUGACUACGAGGAGCUACAGAACAGAGUGUCAAAUCUUGAGGAGAGGCUCCGUGCAUGCAUGCAAAAAUUGGCUUGCGGCAAGCUAACGGGGAUAAGUGACCCUAUCACUAUAAAGACGUCUGGGUCGAGGUUUGGAUCUUGGAUGACUGAUCCCCUGGCACCUGAGGGAGAUACCCGGGUGUGGUACAUGGAUGGCUACCACAACAAUCGCUUUGUGCGUGAGUACAAGUCCAUGACAGAUUUUAUGACCACGGACAAUUUCACUUCGCACCGUCUCCCUCACCCCUGGUCUGGCACUGGUCAGGUGGUCUACAAUGGCUCCAUCUACUUCAACAAGUUCCAGAGUCACAUCAUCAUCAAGUUUGACUUCAAGACCUCCUCUAUUAGCAAGUCUCGCCAGUUGGACUAUGCCGGCUACAACAACAUGUAUCACUACGCCUGGGGUGGCCACUCUGACAUUGAUCUGAUGGUGGAUGAAGGGGGCUUGUGGGCCGUGUAUGCAACCAAUCAGAAUGCGGGGAACAUUGUCAUCAGCAAGCUGAACCCCAACACUCUGCACAUCAUCAAGAGCUGGACCACAAACCACCCGAAGAGGAGCGCCGGGGAGGCUUUCAUGAUCUGUGGCACACUGUACGUUACCAAUGGCUAUGCUGGGGGGACCAAGGUGUACUAUGCCUUCCACACCAACUCCUCCACCUAUGAGUACAUAGACAUCGCCUUCCAGAACAAGUACUCUCACAUCUCCAUGCUAGACUACAACCCCAAGGACAGAGCCCUUUACGCAUGGAACAACGGUCAUCAGGUGCUGUACAAUGUAACCUUGUUCCACGUUAUCCGCUCUGAAGAGCUGUAAGCACCCCCUCAGAGACAUUCUGUGUAUCACACGACACGUAAAUGUAGUGGGAUUAUGCUACAGAGAAACAUAACAACAUAAAAAAUAUCAGUUUUCAAAAACUAUAUGUGAUGUACAAGAAAAAAAAGAAUCACUAAUAAGGACAGAUGCUAAAACGUCACGCCGUUCUUUUUUUUUCUUAAUGAACACCAACAAACAGGAUUGUUACAGUUGCAGUGUAUCCCAAGUAUAACCUUCUGAUGUUUGAUCAUUCAUCAGCUUUGGGAGCUUACUGAUAAACUCAGAUGCUUUGUUUGCAGAGAGUAAAAGGGGAAAAUGUGCUGUGGAACACACAAUGAAGAACAUAAUCCAAUCAUAUCCUUUUAUUGGUAGCAAAUAAAAACAGGUCUUGGAAAAAAAAAA
This is a messenger RNA of Anguilla rostrata (American eel), 2217 nucleotides long. RefSeq names its product olfactomedin 1b (gene olfm1b). Bases 358 to 1815 code for a protein of 485 amino acids. NCBI's taxonomy places the organism in Eukaryota, Metazoa, Chordata, Actinopteri, Anguilliformes, Anguillidae. Gene Ontology annotation, biological process: signal transduction. The transcript is spliced from 6 exons. The record is from RefSeq and is a predicted model, not a curated record.